GCAAGCCAACCCACAGAAGUUUUAGAACAAAAAAUGGUAAAGCAGAAGGAGCGGGAGGCUGUGUAUGCGCUUAUACCGGAGUCGGAAAUGCUCGAGCGGCACAGGCAGCAUCUCAGCCGUAUGCAUGAUGUGGCCAUAAGCAGGGAAUUCAUAAAUCAGGCGCUCCUUCAAUUCGAUAAACUGGAAAAGGAACGCACACGUCAGGCGCACUGGGAUCAUUAUGUGAACUGCGAUGAGCUGCCGCGACCCUUUGAUCCGGCGGAAGUGCGCACUUUCCUAGCCAAGGAACGGCACUACGAGGACAUUGCCACAGACAAAUCCAUAGACUGGACAUUGUCGGUGAAUGAGCGGAGUAUCUUGACUCAAAACAUUUACAGAACGGAUCGUACAAGCCACACGCUGAAGCAGACUUUGGCCAUCAAUCCGGCGGAGUACAUUGAAAGGGAUGUGCAGCUGUGCCUGGAGACACUGAGGAAAUUGGAUGGAUUGCUGGACAACGAUGUGGAGCUGCAGCGCAUGAAUGUCAAGCGGUUGGAGGAUAUCUUGCUGGUACGCGGCGAUGUGGAGCGAGAGAUUGUCAGCCUGUUUGAUCGUUUGGCAUACCGCAUUUUGGGCAUGCAAGGAGCACACAUGGAUUCAGUUGAUGGCAGAGUGGCCACGUGGAGCUACAAAUGUCAGCCUUGGGCCAUGGAUAUUUGGGGUCUGCUGGUAGCGCCCGUGCGCUUUGAUCAAUUGGAAAUUCCUGCAAUGUUGGCCGAACUCCGCCUCACGGGUGUCUCCGUGCAGAUGCCACUGGGCGUGCUCAAGGAUUGCCUCACCCUGCGCUGCAUUCACACAAAAUUCGAUAGCUACUCGCAGCAUGCCAAGAGCUAUGACACCGUGGUUACCGAGUCCACCACGUACCCCACGGCGGGCAUAGUGGAUAUCCAGGCAUCGGCGCAGAACGAGUGGCUCCUCCAGCUGGACAUACAGCAGGAGAUCCUGGACGAGAUGAUACUCAAGCGACAGCAGUACGAAGAGCUAAUGGAGCUUAUCGAAGAAAAGAGCCAACAGGCGGCCAAGGAGGCAAAGGCGGGUAACGAAAAGGGCGCAAAGACGGUGGUGCCCAAGGCGCCCAGGGAGCCGCCCAUGGUGCCGCCGGACAUGGUGCCCGAUAUUUACGAAGAGUUUACCAGACGUGAGGACAGUCAGUAUAAAGGUUUCCUGGAGGAAGUUUACCAUCCCAUGACACUAAAUUUGACGGAAGAUGAGAUAAAUCUCCGUGAAUGCCUUAUGCUGGGCGGCAUAUAUUCCAUUAUGUUUGUGGGUCGUCCAGCUCAGACACAAUUUGAGAAAUUCAACAUUAUUCUGCACGAGGAUGGGCGAGUUUUACGCUCGAUGCCGGAGCUGGUGGCCGUGCUGAAGGAACCUCAAGAUGAGCUCCGAGCCUCGGCUCUAUCUGCGGCCAGGGGCUCACGCUUUCGCUUGACCCUGGAGAAUGUCAAAAAUAUGAAACUGGAUGAGGAUGAGUUGCCGUACUUUAAUGUCGUGCUGCAACUGGCACCCGAGCUGUGCCUGUGGGGCGAGCCUGUGGUGUGUCAGUAUCUGACGAGCCUGGAGCGCAUGGCGCAUCGAACAUCGGUAACAUCCUUGGCUCGAAUUGCCACGGAGAAACACAAAAAGGCGGCACCAAAGCGACACACACACGAAGAAGACCAAGAGGAGGAUAUUCCCACUGCCAAUAUCUUUCGACCUUCGGUGAGAUCGAGCAUUAGGUACAGCAAGCGGACCUCAACACUCGCUGACAAGUCUGCGGGUCUGGCGAACUUCUCGCUGAAUAGAAACAUCGAUCAUCCGCAGCUGUGGAGCUUGGAGCGGCACAUAAUGCCGCGCCUGCUCUCCUCGUUCAAGUUUCCCAGCGAAUUUAUUGCGGAACUGAAAGAGGCCUUGGAAAGGAAAAAGCAAACGCAAAAGAGAGGUCUAAUCCGGCGACACAGCAUCGAGCAGAAGGAACAAAUGGAGCUGCCAAAUGUGGACUUUGAUUUCGAGUCACAGCACAAUCCGGAGCGACUAUUUCCCGUCUUUGAUUUGGUCGAAAGUGUUGCUUAUCGGAAGGGCGCCGCCUUCAAGGAUAGCAAAACAUUUUACAGCUUGUUGGACACAAUUCAAGGCAUCAAAGAGAAGUAUUUGGCGCGGCAACCGAUUGUAGAGCCCGGCAUAAAGUCUGUCAAAAAGUCAGAGUUUAUUCCAGAGGAACCGCAGCCCAUUACACGUCCACCAGCGAAAACCAAAGGCCACAGACACAAGUCAAGAGCUCAACAUUCACGCAUGAGCCUGGGCUCGAGUCCCUCGGGCGCAUCAACGACACAUGAGGAAUCGAUGGAAAGGAUGGCACCCAUGAGGGAAGUCCAGCACUGGACAACAAAACACAUUGCCAAGACGACAUUUGAUAGGGCAAAGCACACUCUGACCAUUAUGACGGAUCGCUUGGGUGUCUUUGGCUUGGCCUACAAGCGCUACGAGCACUUUCCCUUCGGCGAUUGGUCGCUGCAGCCCAAUGAGGAGAAUCCGGAUGAAAUCAUUCUCCAGUUGGACACAUUUCAUGUGCGUAUUUAUUUGUACAUCACUGCAAAGGGUGUGAGCGGUUUUGUCACAGACUUGAGCAAGGCUUACACCGCGAAACCCGUGAAACAUAUUGAAAUUAUAGAGCCUGUUGCUGAUUUUCGUGAUCUGCGAGAGAUCUUUGUGGAGAGCAACAUCAACAUAUUUGCGGAGAACGAUGCCAGUUUCUAUAUCGAAAGGGAUUACUUUUGCAUCAAGCAUGUGGCUGCCGAGCAGCACAUCUACGAUGUGAUGGCUCUGCACUGCAAGCUAAUGAAAUUCUAUCGUUCCAGCUGGAAUCCCUUGGCCGCACGUCGUGACAUUGUUCUGGGCAUGAAGACUGCCAAAGAUCAGUCCGAACUCUCGGAGGUUACAGUGCGCAUAACACCGGAGAGGACAAGCUUUGUGGAGGUGAAAGAACUCUGCUCGGAUGACAUUGAUGUGAUCAAGUUGGAGUAUGAAGAAACUUGGAGAAAUAUUAGCGUGGGUAUGGGGAACCUUUACUUAAACCUCUAUUAAUCUGUGUGUAUUUGC
This is a messenger RNA of Drosophila subobscura, 3114 nucleotides long. RefSeq lists its product as uncharacterized. Gene Ontology annotation, molecular function: beta-tubulin binding; microtubule binding. The transcript is spliced from 8 exons. Lineage: Eukaryota; Metazoa; Arthropoda; Insecta; Diptera; Drosophilidae. The record is from RefSeq and is a predicted model, not a curated record. Bases 34 to 3099 code for a protein of 1021 amino acids.